Molecule: messenger RNA, 1827 nt
Organism: Penicillium manginii
Lineage: Eukaryota; Fungi; Ascomycota; Eurotiomycetes; Eurotiales; Aspergillaceae
Exons: 2
Coding region: 1-1827 (608 amino acids)
Source: RefSeq, a predicted model, not a curated record
AUGGGCGGCCAGCGAUUAUCAGCACGUGACAGCGUGUUCUCAGACGCGUUGAUAACUGCCUUUCUUCCUUUCGGUCGAACCGCCCACCGCGACUUCAAGAUGAGCUGGGAUCGAGUCAUCCAGGAUUCUGAUGAGGAUGAGCCUUUCGUCGAAGAUGAGGUCUCAAUUUCAAUUGCCCCGAUUCAGGGCCAAGAGCAUCCACCACACCAAGAGCCCCGCGACCACCCCGCGGACCAACACACAACAAACCAUAUUUCCGAGCAGAUGGACGCCCCAGAGCACCAGCUGAGUGUCGAUUUCGACCAAUUCUUGCAGUCGCAGGAUAUGCCUCAGAUAUCAGUCACUGCUUCCCAGCAAAAAAGGGAGGAAAUGUGGAUUCCUCCUACGGCCGACGGCGGGGAAUCAAUCGGGGCAAUGAUGACGGAAAUUGGACUAGCGCAGCAAAGACUAUUCGACGAUGACGCUUCCAAUACUGGAAAUCAUCACUCCAUGUCAACAACCUACCCGAGCGGCAUCUCCGAGCCUGGUUCCUUUCCAAUGCAUUACGAUCACCAGCACCAAAAUGGAAGUCUCGCACCGACCGGUCCUCCCCCUAAUGUUCAACACGAGGCGACGCAACUCGUUGCGCCGCAUACAACGAAUGGCUAUCAAUAUAGCACGCCGGCGGAGUCAGCGCAUGUUGACUUGCCGAUCACAAACGUCAAUGAGAUGGGCAUAAACAGUAUCCCAGGGCAUCCCAACGAAACCAAUUUCCAGAAACCCGCCCAGAGGUCUAAAUCUAUGCACGCGGAAUGGGACUCCCCGCAUGACACAGAACCCAAUUCGUCCGUUCGUUCACCGCAAUUAAAUCGUUCAAAGAGCGACCAAGGCCAGGUAGCAUUGAUGUCACCAAACUCCCCGGUUAGUACACUUGAUGAACUGGCUGCGCCGGCAUUUGCGGUUCAAAUCGCCCCUCCUGAUAUUGCCUCUUCCGUGAAAAGGCGCGGUCGGCCUAAGAAGCAGCCAGUGCCACAAUAUGACGAUGACGAUGAUGAGCUUGCUAUGAUCGGGGAUUCGAGUGUACAAACCAAACCCGAGAAGCGACGGCCGGGUCGUCCUUCUAGAUCUGAAAAAGCCACUCGGCAAGCCGGUGAAAUUGGCACCCAGGGGCCCAUAAAUGGAUCUGAAGCUACCGAGGCGCCAGAGCAGCCCGCGCAGCAAGCAAAGGCAGAUCCAAAAAAGAAGAAAAUUAAGCGGAGUAAGACUGCUCCUGAGACCAUGCACAAGGCUGGUAAAUUGGAUGAUGAUGAUGAUAAUGAUGAUUUGAUAUGGGUGGAAUCAAGGCCGUUGGAAAUGGAAAACACCAAUGCCAAGACGAAUCAUAUUAACGAAAAUGACGACGCAUCAAAUUUCUCUGAGCAAGCUCAAUCUAAAAUCCCUAUCGCCUCAAAUGAAACUGUUGAGGCGCCAGCGCCAGCGCCUAAGAAGCGCGGGCGCAAGAGGAAGAUAGCAGUCGAGCAGACAGAGGCCCCGGUACCUUUAAAAGACCCCCAGCUGGAGUCUCAAAAAGAGGAUCCCACCGUUCCCGAGGCCACGAAACAACACACGCCCAUCCCUAAUCCUCCGAAGGCAGACGAAAAGGCAAACACUACGCUCGGCAAACAAUCAGAGUCAGAAUCGACACCUCAGCCCAACCAAGUCACCAAGGAAUCCCUACCACAAACACCCCAAAUUGCAAAGCCACGCAAGGUGCAUAGCCCGAUUUCUUCUACCAGUAAGGUUCCCUACCGUAUUGGACUGAGCAAAAGGGCGCGGAUUGCCCCGUUGUUGAAGGUUGUUCGGAAAUGA